AUGGGAAAAGAAGACGCCCGAGCCGAUAGUCGUAGACGGUUAAGGGAAAGCGGCUCACAGACUGACGGGGAAGAUGUGUUCGACGAAGCCGACGGCCAUUGUCGUGGGGCUUUUGCCAAACUAGAUGAAGUCAGUGAAAAGCUCGACAAAGUGCUAACAAGACUCGGCGAGUUAGAGGCUAUGCAAGAUAGAGUGGCAGAAUUGGAAAAAGAAAAUAAAAGUUUACAAGAAAGCCUGAACACCGCUCAAGCAGCCAUCGACGACCUAAAUUCGUCUUCAACCGCCACGUGUGCAGCACUGGAAACCCACGCAAAGAAUCUGGAAGACCUCAGUGCUAAAAUAAAACAUCUUGAGUGCCGCAACAUCAAGUUAGAAGCAUACACAAGACGUGAAAAUCUAAAAGUGUUUAAUAUUCCAGAAGGAAGAGGUGAGUCAACUUCUGCUGAAGAUCAAUUGAAAAAAGUGAUGCGCGAUAAACUUAAGAUCCCAGAGGAAGAUAUCGAACAGAUCCGUUUCGAACGCGUUCACCGCAUCCCUACUAAGGGCCUGUUUACAUGGAGGUGGGGGACCCCAGGUAGGUGAGGUAACCCGCUUAGGUGGGGUAACCCGCCUGUCCAUAUAAUCUCUCAUUUUCAUUUGAUCACGUUUACAUGAUAGGUGGGGUGACCCGCCAAGGCGGGUAGCCCGGUCUACCAGACCGGGUUACCCUCUCAGCCGGGGUCACAAUUUGUCAUGUAAACGUUUCAAGGUGGGGUAACCCGCCUGGCCGGGGUCGGAUUCGUGAUAUAUCAAAUUCGCGCAAAAUUCACUUUCGCGGUGUCUUUGCAUUAUGAUUAAAGUUAACAAUAGAAAGCUAUUGCACUGACGGGUUGCAGCAAGAGCAACAAGUGAGUGAAAAAGUGCAUUAAUCGCCAAAACUCCUGGUUUGCCAGCAUUUUUCUUGUUUACGUGCUUAGCGACCAUUCAAUAAUCUUGAGAAAGUGCACCCCGGGAAGGCGGGGUUGUAAGAUUGCAUGUAAAGGCGGGUUAUUUUUUUACCUCACCUAAGCGGGUUACCUCACCUACCUGGGGUCCCCCACCUCCAUGUAAACAGGCCCUAAGAAGAAUACCAGUCAAGGACAGAACUCCAAACCUAGGCCUAUUAUAACUAAAUUUAGCUUCUUUCAAGAUAAGGAGUAUGUUUGGUCUUUUGUUAAAAACUUGAAAAACACUAACAUUUCAAUCGCGAAUGAUUUCCGCCGGGAAAUUGAUGAAAUACAGAAAACGUUAUAUCCCAUCUUGGAAAAGGCCAAACAGAGAAAGCAAACAACCUAUUUCAAAGUUGAUAAGCUAAUUAUAAACGGGCAAAUCUACAGAGGUGAAGAAACAACCAAUCUCCCAUACUACGGUCUCAUUAUGGACACAAGAAACAGCGGAAACUAAAGCCAAAACGGUCACAGCGUGACAGCACAUCAAUAGUUAAGUUUAGUUUAAGGUUUAUGUGUGUAAUAAGUGUUAAACUAUUUAACCCUCCUUGUUUAAUUAGAAAUGUGAGUGCUCUGGAAACUUCUUACUUGAUAUGUUACUGUAUGUUUUUCUGUAGAUUAAUAAUUUGUUUUAGGGCGAAUAUUAUCGUUUAUGUGCACUAUAUUUUCUUGCACUCUGCUAUACCAUCGAUUUCAUUUUCGUUUUAUAUGACUUCUUCUAUAAUACCACUUCCCCGAUUCAGCUCUAAUGACCGAUCAUUCUCUUAAUCUACUAUCUCUCAAUGCGAGGGGACUAAGCAAUUUCAGAAAAAGGCGAACAAUUUUCACGUGGUGUCGAAAACGAAACUCGGAUAUAAUAUUCCUGCAAGAAACUCAUUCGAUAUUGUCAACACAGUUAAAAUGGAAAAACGAAUGGGGUGCAGAACGUAUUUGCUCCCAUGGGAGCUCAAACUCUCGAGGUGGUGCAAUCUUAAUCAAAAAAGGUCUUGAUUGCGUUAUUCACUCUCAAAUUGUAGAUACAUCGGGGAGGUAUAUCGUUGUUAAACCGCUAUCAAAGAUAAAAUGUAUGUUCUUGUAA
Porites lobata is the source of this 2043-nucleotide messenger RNA. Lineage: Eukaryota; Metazoa; Cnidaria; Anthozoa; Scleractinia; Poritidae. The record is from the annotation of a GenBank genome assembly.